Molecule: messenger RNA, 4178 nt
Organism: Monascus purpureus
Lineage: Eukaryota; Fungi; Ascomycota; Eurotiomycetes; Eurotiales; Aspergillaceae
Source: the annotation of a GenBank genome assembly
CGAGACUCCCACAACAACGACGGACAUUGUUUAUCUGGCCAUUCGCUCCUACAAUGAUUCUCUGAUACGGUCGAGUUCCUUUAAUACUGGAAUGCUUCGUACGAUCAGCCAAGUUGGCUUCCCUUUGUCUGCCCCGAAGGCGGCUUCCCAACGCCUUACGCGGGAUCUUCUUCCCACGCCCCCAGUUGCUGCAACGCCCCUGUCUGAUCAGCCUCACAUUUCUCUCAAGAGCACAUUCCCGGGUUCCUCCCAAGUAUAGACGAUCAUCUCUUGAACCUCCGUCUCCAACCCGACGUACUACGUCGAGCUCCCUCGCCGAUCAGUCUCUUUCCAAUAACCAAAACAUCCACAUUCUACCAGCGCCGAAGCUUGAUUUCAGCCGGCGAAGGUCGUCAAAUUUUCUCAUCUACGAUCCCAGUGUAUCCAAUUUCUCAGGCUUCAAACCCUUACCUAACCCGCCGACCGGAUCUCAACCAAUGAAGUUCUACUACCAGUUUCUUACCACCCCCACCGCCGAUACUCCCGGCACGACAGUUCUGCUCUGUUUUCCCGAUAAGAGAUAUUUGUUUGGCCAGAUAUCGGAGGGGACUCAGCGUGCUUGUGCGGAGAGGGGGGUCAAGCUGUCAUACUUGACUGAUAUCUUCCUCACGGGACGGAUGCAAUGGUCCAAUAAUGGCGGUCUGAUCGGGGUUAUGCUUUCGCAGGCAGACGCCCUUGCUAGUGCCACUGCAGCGGUAGAAGAGGCUGCGCGUGAGAAGGAAGAGCGACGGAAAGCGCGUGGGAUUGUCGGUCAGAAUGACGCACAUAAGCCACAGACGAAAGUUCAACACGGUGUGCCGUAUGCGGUGCGUGAUGGACAGACGGUGGUGCAACGAGGCCACUUGACUGUUCAUGGAGGUAAGAACUUGACGCAUACAGUAGCCACUACGCGCAGGUUUAUCUUCAGGCAGGGCAUGCCAGUGUUCACGCAUGAAUAUGAUUCCGAGAAUACAAAGCGUGAUUCUGCCGAGACAGAGGAUCCAUUUCAGCAACCCACGUGGUCGGAUAGCAAUAUCAAGGUAUGGGCUAUACCCGUCAGCCCUUUCAUACGGCAGGAUUCCAAAGACGUGCCGUUGCGGCCUCAAAGCCCAAGGAAGCGGAGUCAUGACGAAUUCGAAGAACCUGAUACAGCUGGGAAGUCUCUCGACAGGCGUGCCAGGGACAAAUUGAUUAGAGAGUCUGUGGUCUCUGAUAUGUUUAAUUCAACGUGGAGGAUGGAUGCUUUGACCGAGACACCGCUUGCUGAGGUCCGGAUGCCCGCGACCAUGUUCGUACGUAAUCCAGUGACGAAAGAUUUCGAAAGGUAUACCGGCCCAGUACCUGGAGGCAAGGAACCACUGCCUGACAUUAAGGUUUAUGUCCGACAGCCUUGGCCAGCUGUGCUUGUUGAGAAACUACCGCCAACAACCUGGUCCAAAGAGGCUCUCUCUUACGUUGUCCGUAACCAGGAUCUUAGGGGGAAGUUCGAUCCGAAGAAAGCGCAAGAGCUCAAGGUUAAAAAGGGCCCGGAUUACCAACGUCUGACCCGUGGUGAAAGUGUGCUGUCUGAGGAUGGGAAGACAGUUACCCCUGAUAUGGUUCUGGGUCCGCCGCGACUUGGCAGAGGUAUUGCCUUUGUUGAGCUACCGGCACCUGAGUAUGUCGAAAAUUUGGUCAAUCGGCCGGAGUGGAAGUCACCCUCUGUGAUGACCGGACUUGAAGCUUUCGUCUGGAUUCUUGGUCCCGGUGUUGGGGAUCAUCCUAAGCUCCGUAACUUUGUAGCGAGCAUGUCUCAUUGCAAGCACAUCGUGUCUAGUACGGAUUACUGUCCGAACUACCUAGCCCUUGCUAGUGUUGCAGAAUCAUCAAUACGACUGGCUCGGCUGAAAGGUGACAGUUAUUCUGUGCCUGUUCACGAUAAUGUGACUCUCCCGCAGCCAGGCACUCUAACAGCGGAUUCGGACACUGUGAAGGCUGCUGUUCAAGACUCACCAUUCGAGCCUGCAGAACCCGGCUUGCUCAUUGAUAUGGAGCCCAACUUUGGGCUAAAUCGCACUAACGUAGUACCGCGUCUAAAUCCAGCAAUGACUAUGCAAAGGAUCCCUCGCAGUGUUGAGACGAGGAUGAGUGCCAUUCGUCGUCGAAUCAACAAGCCAGAGUUCAAGCGGACAUUGGAGAAGCUAGAAGAGGAGCUUCCUGGUGGCGAUACUGAAAUCAUCACCUUAGGUACGGGGUCUUCUGUGCCAUCCAAAUAUCGCAAUGUCUCUGCCACGCUAGUACAUGUGCCUGAGUCUGGCUACUACCUGCUGGAUUGUGGUGAGAACACCCUCGGCCAACUGAAACGAGUAUUUGAGCCCGAGAAGCUUCGACAGAUGCUGCAGAACCUGCGGGUGAUUUGGAUUAGCCAUCUUCACGCGGACCAUCACCUCGGCACGGCCUCCCUCAUUAAAGCUUGGUAUGAUGCUAAUUAUGGAGAUGGCGCAUUAUCGCCGUCCGCCUCGUUAUCUACCAAUUCAAUUGAACUUGGCAUGGCACGCAUCCUAGAAGAGAAACGGCUGUUCCUCGUGUCGGACAGGAUGAUGAUCGAGUGGUUACAGGAAUAUGCAUCUGUCGAGAACUAUGGGUUUGAGAAGUUGGUUCCUCUAUCUGCGUAUAAUGAAAUGGGAGAGAACGGUGUCAUUCGAUCGAGUUUCGUUUAUCAUCACGUUCGUGGCGAUGGUACUUAUCCUGGCCGGGAAUAUGAAUGGAAUAAGCCGGUUAUGACUACACUUCGCUUCCAGGAUGAGACCUCCCCCUUGACUCCUCUCCUUCGCUCGGCCACUGGUCUUUCUGACCUCCUCACCGCCAGAGUCCCUCAUUGCCGUGGAUCCUUGGGCGUCUCCCUUGUCUUCCCGAAUGGAUUCAAGCUCUCGUACUCGGGCGAUUGCAGGCCUUCGGCAAACCUCGCCUCUAUCGGCCAGGGCUCUACCCUUUUAAUUCAUGAAGCCACAUUCCAGGAUGAUAUGCAAGGCUCCGCCAUCGCCAAAAAACACUCUACGACUUCUGAGGCUCUCGAAAUUGGGCGCCUGAUGGGAGCUCGCACCGUCCUGUUGACGCACUUCAGCCAGCGCUACCAGAAAAUAGCACAAGUGGAUCAGCGUAUGGGUACUACCAAGCGUGAGGAAGAUCUUUCUUGUGCUCCCGACUUAACCGUCAAGAGGCACGCACAUCCGGACAUUCCAUGCGACAAUGAGGACGAGGAUGAUGUUUCCGCACUCCACAAACCUUCCGGACAGGGACUUAGUCUUCCCCGCCGGGCGGCCACGAAUAAACCUCGCCCCAGAGCCCCCGUCGCUGUCUCAUUUGACUACAUGCGCGUUCGUGUGAAGGACAUUCCCGUUGCUGAAGCUUACGCACCUGCCAUCGAAAAGCUCUUCUCUAUCCUCGAACUCGCAUCCGUCCAGGAAGCUGAGAAGAUGAAACAUCUGCGUUUGGAGGAAGAGAAUAAAAAAGUCGAGAGCAAGAAGAGCAAACAGAAGAACCAGAAGAACCAGAAGAAAAAGGAGGCUGCAUCUACGGCUGGCGCAGUUGCAGUUGCAGCUGCUAUUGGUGUUGGUAUCGCUACGGAUGAGACAGAACCAAAGAAGGCUGUCUCGGUUUGGAGUGCUAGUGAAAGUGAGAGCGGAUGGAGUGAUGCUGAAUAAAGUGAGGAUGCAGGCAUAAUUCUGAAAAUUAUAUAUUUCUUGAAUCCAAUGGCAUGAAAGCUAUUUAGAUCAGCUAUACUUCAGCCUCUAACAACAAACUGUAGGGCUGGAUGAUCCCAGGACGCUGAAUGGGCUCAGUUGAUCGAGGUCCAGAGCCAAGGGUGUUGAGGUCAGACAGUGAUCUUUCUUCGAGAUGCUGGUGUUUGGCUUGGAUUUGGAGUUUGGCAGAAUACACUAUGUAAAUUUUCCUUCGACAAGGUGGUAUUACUCAAUGGUUAUCAAUCCGGAAAGACUCGAAGAUACCUAAGAGGCGGGGCAAUGACGAGAAGUGCCUGACGAAAACCACAUGACGAGGGGUCUUGGCAAUGAGCUUUUUGUUAGAGGUCACGUGUAUUCUGCCAUAUUAGACCGCCCUCGCUUGGCCUGACACACUAAAAUAGCUAGACCAACCUAGAUAGAUACAAUACAAGCAAGUUG